This is a messenger RNA of Coregonus sp. 'balchen', 15253 nucleotides long. NCBI's taxonomy places the organism in Eukaryota, Metazoa, Chordata, Actinopteri, Salmoniformes, Salmonidae. The record is from the annotation of a GenBank genome assembly.
GUUUCGACGGAAGACCUAUCAUACUUUUCUACAGGUGCAGUCGGUCGUUGCGGAAGGGCAUAGAGUUGUUCGUCGAAAUUAAAUAUUUCAAACCGAGUGGGCCAACGUUUCAACAAUUACUGAAUUGCACUUUCGUUCCUGGAAUAAUCGAACGUUUUGAUUGUAAAGACACUUUACCGAAAUCGGACACUUCACUGGCUUUUAAAACAAAGGCUUCAGUUGUUGGGGCCGACAUGUUUGUCAGCGGCUUGGUUUCGGUGUUUCUGUUCUUUCAUGCAACCGGUAAGUACUCCUUCUGUUGAUAUAAACUCCUCAUGACUUUAGACUAGGCCUACGUUUACACUAGCCUACGUUUCAAUUGAGUAUUUAUUGUAUUGGUAAGAUAUGCACUUGAUUGCUGUAUAUUUUCUAUACUUGAACUUUAGGCCCACAGGUAGGCACUGGUCUUAGAUCAGUUUACCCAACCCAAAAUAAGAAAACAUAAUUAACAGACCUGGGAUCAGUAGGGGCUUGCCUUGGCUACGUCAUUGUACACCUUUCUUAUAAAGCAGGAAACAAUAUAUCUACAAUCAUUCACAUCUGACUAACUAUUAAAAAUAUAACCUAGUCAGAGUAUUACUCUGUUGCAGCUGGCUGAUGGGCGUUAUUAGAUCAAAUUAAAAUAAAAUAAAAUGUUAUUUGCCACAUGCGCAAAAUACAACAGGUGUAGACCUUAUAGUGAAAUGCUUACUUACAAGCCCUUAACCAACAAUGCAGUUUUAAGAAAAAUGUGUUAAGUAAAAAAUAGAUAAGUAUAAAAAAAUUACAUAAUUAAAGAGCAGCAGUAAAAUAAAAUAACAGUAGGGAGGCUUUAUACAGGGGGUACUGGUACAGGUUCAAUGUGCGGGGGUACUGUUGGGCGUAGCACAGAGAAUUUCCGACCAAACCAUAACGUCAAUACUUCCAGAAUUCCUGACUUGGAAGACAACCAAUAUCUUCUAAACAUCCAUGUCUAGUUGCAGGUGGUUCAUUUGAAUUUAGAAAAUGCUCGUUAUUAAAUUAAAUAUAUUUUUUGCUCCAUGAAGUAAUCCAACAAUGUGUACGCCACCAUCUUGUCUAUUUCAAAUCUUCUCACUGGGCGGAUUCGAUUUUGCUGAGCUGCGGGGCACCGGUCCAUGGCCGUGGUGUGAACGGGCAAAAGCAGUGAGAGAGGAGCGCACUUCUCAAAUUGAACAGUAAUCUGAGACACUCGGUCAUGUUGUCAACAAGAAAGCAUGGUGCAUCAUCCAGAAACAUCUCUUUUCCAUAAAAUAAAGUGCCUUCGGAAAGUAUUCAGACCUCUUGACUUUUUCCACAUUUUGUUACGUUACAGCCUUAUUCUAAAAUGGAUUAAAUAACAAUUUCCUCAGCAAUCUACAAACAAUACCCUAUAAUGACAAAGCGAAAACAGGUUUUUUAGAAUUUUUUGAAAAUUUAUUAAAAACAAAAAACUGAUACCUUAUUUACAUAAGUAUUCACACCCUUUGCUAUGAGACUCGAAAUUGUGCUCAGGUACAUCCUGUUUCCAUUGAUCAUCCUUGAGAUGUUUCUACAACUUGAUUGGAGUCCACCUGUGGUAAAUUUAAAUUGAUUGGACAUGAUUUGGACAUAGUGGCCUCCAUCAUUCUUAAAUGGAAGAAGUUUGGAACCACCAAGACUCUUCCAGUGCUGGCCGCCCGGCCAAACUGAGCAAUCAGGGGAGAUGGGCCUUGGUCAGGGAGGUGACUAAGAACCCGAUGGUCACUCUGACAGCUCUACAGUCCCUCUGUGGAGAUGGGAGAAGCUUCCAGAAGGACAACCGUCUCUGCAACACUCCACCAAUUAGGCCUUUAUGGUAGAGUGGCCAGACGGAAGCCACUCCUCUGUAAAAGGCACAUGACAGCCCGCUUGGAGUUUGCGAAAAAGGCACCUAAAGACUCUCAGACCAUGAGAAACAAGUUUCUCUGGUCUGAUGAAACCAAGAUUGAACUCUUUGGCCUGAAUUGAAAGCGUCACAUCUGGAGAAAAUCUGGCACCAUCCCUACGGUGUUGGCAGCAUCAUUCUGUGGGAAUGUUUUUCAGUGGCCGGAACUGUGAGACUAAUCACGAUCGUGGCAAAGAUGAACUGAGCAAAUUACAGAGAGAUCCUUGAAUAAAACCUGCUCAGGACCUCAGACUGGGGCGAAGGUUCACCUUCCAACAGGACAACAACCCUAAGCACACAGCCAAGACAACACAGGAGUGAUUCGGGACAAGUCUCUAAAUGUCCUUGAGUGGCCCAGCCAGAGCCCGGACUUGGACCCGAUCGAACAUCUCUGGAGAAACCUGAAAAAAACUGUGCAGCAACGCUCCCCAUCCAACCUGACAGAGCUUGAGAGGAGCUGCAGAGAAGAAUGGGAGAAACUCCCCAAAUACAGGUGUGCCAAGCUUGUAGCGUCAUACCCAAGAAGACUCGAGGCUGUAAUCGCUGCCAAAGGUGCUUCAACAAAGUACUGAGUGAAAGGUCUGAAUACUUACAGUACCAGUGAAAAGUUUGGACACCUACUUAUUCCAGGGUUUUUCUUUUUUUAAACUAUUUUCUACAUUGUAGAAUAAUAGUGAAGACUUCAAAACUGUGAAAUGACACAUACAGUGAGGGGGGGAAAAAGUAUUUGAUCCCCUGCUGAUUUUGUACAUUUGCCCACUGACAGACAUGAUCAGUCUAUAAUUUUAAUGAUAGGUUUAUUUGAACAGUGAGAGACAGAAUAACAAAAAAAUCUAGAAAAUGCAUGUCAAAAAUGUUAUAUUGAUUUGCAUUUUAAUGAGGGAAAUAAGUUUCGACUCCUCUGCAAAACAUGACUUAUUACUUGGUGGCAAAACCCUUGUUGGCAAUCACAGAGGUCAGACGUUUCUUGUAGUUGGCCACCAGGUUUGCACACAUCUCAGGAGGGAUUUUGUUCCACUCCUCUUUGCAGAUCUUCUCCAAGUCAUUAAGGUUUCGAGGCUGACGUUUGGCAACUCAAACCUUCAGCUCCCUCCACAGACUUUCUAUGGGAUUAAGGUCUGGAGACUGGCUAGGCCACUCCAGACAUUAAUCCCAUGUCUCUCACUGUUCAAAUAAACCUACCAUUAAAAUUAUAGACUGAUCAUGUCUUUGUCAGUGGGCAAAUGUACAAAAUCAGCAGGGGAUCAAAUACUUUUUUCCCUCACUGUAUGGAAUCAUGUAGUAACCAAAAAAGUGUUGAAUAAAUAAAAAUAGACACUCUUGCUUCCGGACAAGCUAAACACCAUCUUUGUCCGCUUUCAGGACACUACAGUGCCACUGACGCGGCCCCCUACCAAGGCCGAAAUGUGGCCGAAAUGAGUAAGACAUUUUAAGCGUGUUAACCCUCGCAAGGCUGCCGGCCCAGAUGUCAUUCCUAGCCACGUCCUCAGAGUAUGCGCAGACAUUACAUUUACAUCAUUUAGCAGACGCUCUUAUCCAGAGCGACUUACAAAUGGGUGCAUUCACCUUAUAGCCAGUGGGAUAACCACUUUACAAUAUGUUAAUUUUUUUUGGGUGGGGUAAGGGGGGGGUAGAAUGAUUACUUUAUCCUAUCCCAGGUAUGCCUUAAAGAGGUGGGGUUUCAAGUGUCUCCGGAAGGUGGUGAGUGACUCCGCUGUCCUGGCGUCGUGAGGGAGCUUGUUCCACCAUUGGGGUGCCAGAGCAGCGAACAGUUUUGACUGGGCUGAGCGGGAACUGUGCUUCCGCAGAGGUAGGGGAGGCAGGCCAGAGGUGGAUGAACGCAAUGCCCUCGUUUGGGUGUAGGGACUGAUCAGAGCCUGAAGGUACGGAGGUGCCGUUCCCCUCACAGCUCCGUAGGCAAGCACCAUGGUCUUGUAGCAGAUGCGAGCUUCAACUGGAAGCUGGCUGUUGUGUUUACGGACAUAUUCAAUCUCUCCCUAUCCCAGUCUGCUGUCCCCACAUGCUUCAAGAUGGCCACCAUUGUCCUUGUCGGAGCUAGAAACACAAGUAUUUCGCUACACCCGCAAUAACAGCUGCUAAACACGUGUAUGUGACCCCCAAAAAAUGUUUUGAAUGAAAUCAACUUUCACCCUGUCCAAAACAGGGUGUGGGGAAAUUUUUUGGAUCGUUUAGAUAUGUUUCUGCUUAUACUUUCUGACAUUUGGUAGGCUAUUUGUUCGUCAACUUGUCUAUAAUUAGAUACAUGCAGCUUCUCUUCUGUCAUUACUUGAUGUUCGUCAAGAAUACUAAAUAAAGCCUUGCGUGCUCAUCAGAAUGUCAUUAAUCGAUAGAAUGAUCAAUGCAUCAUCAACAAUCUAGUUGACAUAAUUUGUCCUAUCACAGAGCGAGGACGUUUAGGGACCGGUUUUAAGGAAAUGAAAAGCUGUGAAACCGAUCCAACAUGUUUUGCCUUGGAUGCAUAUUUUAUGUGGUUGAAAAUGAAAUACUGUCAGCUUUUGUCACUGAAAGAAGCGCAUUCCACAUUCUCACAAGAUACUGAAAUAAAUAAAUAAUUUCUCCACUCCUGUUCCCGAGACAAAAUUACCAUUUAAUCUAUAAUUUUACUGCGAGGAACACUUAAUUCUGCAGGAGUUAAUAUUACAAUAGGCUACAUGUGAGGCCUACAGUCUGUCCAAACUUCAGUUACUAUUAGGUUACUCCCAUACAGUGCAAACCCAUACAGUGCAAUUUGAUACAUGCAAAGAGACAUCACUUACAAAACAUCAAAGUGUUAUGAAUGGCAUUCGUGAUUGUCAUUCAUUAGGCCUACACGUCUUGUAACCUCAAUUGAUGCCUAGACUGCUGUUCGUGUGCGUCUCGGUCUCGGCCACUCAUCUCUGCCACAUUUCAGUGUUAUCAUCGAAGAACAUCGCAUUUUGGAGCGUAUUUCACAAGUUUUCAAGUCUAUUUGCAAAUUUUUCAUGCAACUGACAUGCGGUAAUGAUAAAUAGUGUAAUAGCCUACAGUUUACUUGGAAUCUAUGUUUUAAUUAUUGUGGUAAGCUCAUGUUUUACCGGUACGGUGUACCCCCACUAUUUAUUUUGCCAGUACUCCGGACCGCACAGACUUACUUUCACCCCUGACAGUACCUAACCUGUAACGGCUAAUGGACCAUCACAUUAGCCCGUUACAAUCUGCUAGCUAACAUCUGAUAUGUUUUUUUAAUGUCCCUUUAUGUUCUUAAUAAUAUUAUGAUUCAUGUGUGUAAGGCAAUGAAUGGAUAUUUAACUUUUUCAGACUGGCUGAAAUGACCAGGGGUGUAUUAAUUAUGUCUUGCAACCGUUUUCCAUUUGUAAGAACCAAAUAGAAGCAAACGAAACAAAAUGGGGAGGGACCUACCUGAAUUUGUCCAAUAUAAUCUAGUUUGUGUUCCAAAACGUUUUCUGUUUGGCGUAAAUAGUUUCUGUUGCAAAAUGUUUUGUAACAGAAUCGCCGUAAUGAAACAAAAGGUUAGUUGAAAAAUUGCUGCCGGGGCUUUCCACUAGCUGUUGUAACGGCUGUAUGGAAGCAUUUACAUAUCACCGUUACAAUGUGUAGCGAACUUGAAAGCAGAGUUGACAGGGAACAAUAUACUUUUCAAAUGCGUACAUUUUCCAGAGUAGACUCUCUGGUACUUUUAAUGAUAUGACCCAUUUUGUACAUAGAAAUUGACAUUAUAGGUCAUUAAUCAAUCACAGCCAUUAUUUAGGAUUGCACAUACAGCAAAUCGAAGGCACAGGGAGUCCCCUUUGAAUCCAUUUACCAUUCAUUCUGUUGGUGGUGCUCAUAAAAUCAAUCAGAAGUUCAGAAUUAGCAGAGAGCCCACUCUGGAAAUCUUAUGUACUUGAAUAUUGUUCCAAACAAUAUGUCUUAAAAUGAUCAAAAUCAAAAAGGAUACUUUUGAGAUUCAUAUUAAUAUUUUUAAUGUUGAAUCAAUUCAUGUGAGAAUUUGUAUUUCAGAAUCUCCAGAGCACACUAUAAGGAGUAUAAUGAUGCCAAGAUGUUGUCUGUAUCAUAUAUGGUUCACGUAUCAUAAAGUCUUACAGGAGGCAUGUAUAGGUCUAAAAAAGGGCCUAAAAUGGCCACUUUCAUCAUGAUUUUCUCAAAAAUGGUUUGUGAUACAAAUGUAAAAGGAACGUCAAACAGCCUUACUCCCAAUGAAGUUUCUAGGUGAGAAUUGCCAGAACAAUCUGAGACACCCAAAAAUAUUUUCUGCCUACGCUGGCGUGGAAACGCUAUUCAUCUUUCUGAAUAUUCUCUGGUUUUUGGAGUACCAACUGCAAAUGAACACGGUAGUUUAUAAGAGACACGUUUCUUCCAAAUCGAGAACGAAGAAAGUAGCGGCAAGAAAACAUUUGUAAAAAAAUGGCUGUCCGGCCUUUCCACUAGUGACAGUGUAACGGCUGUAUGGAAGCAUUUACCAAUCAGUUAGAAUGUGUAGCUACUUUCAAGCUGUAGUCCACUGUGAGUCAAGUCGGCAUAGCCUAGUGAUAUGGUCAUUUAACAACAGACACUUUAAUGAGCCACACCAUACUGAACUAUUGGACAGCCUUUGUGCUGUACAAAACAGCCAUUGGGUAUUAGUGGACUAUACAGUGAGGGGGAAAAAGUAUUUGAUCCCCUGCUGAUUUUGUACGUUUGCCCACUGACAAAGAAAUGAUCUGUUUAUAAUUUUAAUGGUAGGUUUAUUUGAUCAGUGAGAGACAGAAUAACAACAAAAAAAUCCAGAAAAACGCAUGUCAAAAAUGUUAUAUUGAUUUGCAUUUUAAUGAGGGAAAUAAGUAUUUGACCCCACUGCAAAACAUGACUUAGUACUUGGUGGCAAAACCCUUGUUGGCAAUCAGAGGUCAGACGUUUCUUGUAAAUGGCCACCAGGUUUGCACACAUCUCAGGAGGGAUUUUGUCCCACUCCUCUUUGCAGAUCUUCUCCAAGUCAUUAAGGUUUCGAGGCUGAUGUUUGGCAACUCAAACCUUCAGCUCCCUCCACAUAUUUUCUAUGGGAUUAAGGUCUAGAGACUGGCUAGGCCACUCCAGGACCUUAAUGUGCUUCUUCUUGAGCCACUCCUUUGUUGCCUUGGCCGUGUGUUUUGGGUCAUUGUCAUGCUGGAAUACCCAUCCACGGCCCAUUUUCAAUGCCCUGGCUGAGGGAAGGAGGUUCUCACCCAAGAUUUGACGGUACAUGGCCGCGUCCAUCGUCCCUUUGAUGCGGUGAAGUUGUCCUGUCCCCUUAGCAGAAAAACACCCCCAAAGCAUAAUGUUUCCACCUCCAUGUUUGACGGUGGGGAUGGUGUUCUUGGGGUCAUAGGCAGCAUUCCUCCUCCUCCAAACACGGCGAGUUGAGUUGAUGCCAAAGAGCUCCAUUUUGUUCUCAUCUGACCACAACACUUUCACCCAGUUCUCCUCUGAAUCAUUCAGAUGUUCAUUGGCAAACUUCAGACGGGCAUGUAUAUGUGCUUUCUUGAGCAGGGGGACCUUGCGGGCGCUGCAGGAUUUCAGUCCUUCACGGCGUAGUGUGUUACCAAUUGUUUUCUUGGUGACUAUGGUCCCAGCUGCCUUGAGAUCAUUGACAAGAUCCUCCCGUGUAGUUCUGUGCUGAUUCCUCACCGUUCUCAUGAUCAUUGCAACUCCACAAGGUGAGAUCUUGCAUGGAGCCCCAGGCCGAGGGAGAUUGACAGUUCUUUUGUGUUUCUUCCAUUUGCGAAUAAUCGCACCAACUGUUGUCACCUUCUCACCAAGCUGCUUGGCAAUGGUCUUAUAACUCAUUCCAGCCUUGUGUCGGUCUACAAUCUUGUCCCUGACAUCCUUGGAGAGCUCUUUGGGCUUGGCCAUGGUGGAGAGUUUGGAAUCUGAUUGAUUGAUUGCUUCUGUGGACAAGUGUGUUUUAUACAGGUAACAAGCUGAGAUUAGGAGCACUCCCUUUAAGAGUGUGCUCCUAAUCUCAGCUUGUUACCUGUAUUAAAGACACCUGGGAGCCAGAAAUCUUUCUGAUUGAGAGUGGGUCAAAUACUUAUUUCCCUCAUUAAAAUGCAAAUCAAUUUAUAAAAUUUUUGACAUGCGUUUUUCUGGAUUUUUUUGUUGUUAUUCUGUCUCUCACUGUUCAAAUAAACCUACCAUUAAAAUUGAUCAUUUCUUUGUCAGUGGGCAAACUUACAAAAUCAGCAGGGGAUCAAAUACUUUUUUCCCUCACUGUAAGCUUAGUUUCAAGAGCUGAGCGAAACAUUUGAUUGGUGUAGAAGGCCUUUAAACAUUCCACACAUCAACACAAGGGCCACUACUUUCCACCUGUUAUCUGUGUGGUUAUUGUCUCACCUUGGAAACCCUAGCUCUGCUUCCCCACCCCCGAAACUCACGUGACAAGCAAACAAGGAAAUCAGUCAAUGGAUGGAGUUUUGUUUUCUGAUUUCAUUUUACACACUGGAGACUUGGUUCCCAUGCUUUUAUCUGACCAAACCAUUUCUCUAAAUGGGCAUACUAAACUCUUAUCUCUCGGUUGUUCAGUCACUCACUACCCUCAGAUAUAGACUGUUGAGUUGAGAUUGAUCAAUGAUAAUGGAGGUUGAGAUUGUGCUUUGUUACUGAGCAGCACAGUGGGAGCGCUACUGUACAAGCUGUAUCCUGGAUACAGUGGUUGAAAAAGUAUUCAAUUUGUCAUACUUGAGUAAAAGUAAAGAUUUUCUAUUAAGGUGACUCAAGUGAAAGUCACCCAGCUAAAUACUACUUGAGUAAAAGUAUCUGGUUUUAAAUGUAUUUAUGUACAGUGGUGGAACAAUUACACAAUUGUCAUACUUGAGUAAAAGUUAACAAAUGCUAUACAUCAAAUUAUUUAUAUUAAGCACACUUGGGUAUCAUUUACAAACGCAGUAUUUGUGUUUAAUGAGUCCACCAGAUCAGAGGCAGUAGGGAUGACACCGCGUUGUAUUGAUAGGUGCGUGAAUUGAACCAUAUUGCUGUCCUGCCUGAGCUUUCGAAAUGUACUUUUGGGUGUCAGUGAAAAUGUAUGGGAGUAAAAGUUUUCAAAAAUAUAAAUAGUAAAGUAUAGAUACCCCAAAGAACUAGUAAGUAUUUUUACAUAGUUACUUUACACCACUGGCUGGAUAUAUAAUAUCCUCUAAUACAACACUAAUGUGUAGAAAUGAGCUAGGCUAUCCUAUCCUGCAUGUACUUGAUAAUGGAAUGUACAGUAUUACGACCCAGGUUGUGACCGUUACUAAUGUCAUGUGCGCCACCUGCCUCUGGUGCCUGUCUGUUGCUGGGACAUACUUUUUGCAGUGAAUGGCGUGACUGCUCAGUAGGUCUCUGGCUGGACCAUAGACUCGAAAUGUCUGGAGUGGACACACUCAUAGUCCAGUCUAUUCAAAUAUAUAAAAAAGCUUUAUUGUCCAAAUGUCCAUCCAAUUUACAUUAAGCAGAAAAACAUCUAGUGUUCUUGGUUUCCCACUCUGAAAGGGCCCUUCAGACUGUUUUGGCCCAGUUUCACAUGAAGGUUUCUGGCUCAGUACAGAGGAGUGAGUCACACUUACCACAUUUACCAGUAUUUGUCCACAGUCAGUCCACACCCUGUAGGCUUCAGGCCAUUGGUUGGCAGAGCACCAGACAUGCUCUUAGGGCUUUAAAGAGCGAGAGGGGCGGGUCAUUAAAAUGUUUAAAGUUCAGCAGAAACUAAACCAGUCAUCUGAAUGUGUGUGUUUCUGUUGCGGUAGUGGUAAGACUGGAGCACUUGGUGUUUUGAAUUCCAAAGAUGUCAUCUCCUUCAUGUCCCUGGCGUCUCUCUUUACUUUUCUCCCCCUUUCCCCAGGUGUAGAGGCGUUCACAGUCACAACCAGCAAUGCAAAUGUGAGGUCUAAAGUGAAUGAGGGUAAGUCCUGUAGAAUGGAAAUGAACUCUCAAUGGGCAGUUUCUGAAAUAAACAAAAGCUUUCAGCUGUCAUUGUGUGUGUUACAAGCAAUAAAUAUUGUAUUUAAAAAGUCUAUUGUAUUUAUUAUAUGCUAUUUUGCAUAUUUAUCCCAAAGUAAUGUAGUUAACAUUAUCAAUCUCUUCUCUACAGGGGCUGAUCUUUACUGCACUCACUCGGCUGACUUUGGGGCAAAUGCAAGAGUUGAGUGGAAGUUUAGGGACAUGAAGGGUUCUACGACCUAUGUCAUUUUCGAUGGGAAACCCACCAGUAAGUACGCAAACUUUUCAGACUUGAUUCCAAGGAGACACGUGACUUCUUGUAUUUGUGUCGUGAUUGUUUGCGUCUGUAUUUUUCUACAAUUAAGUCACAAAUGAGUUACCGGCCAUAAUCAUUCAAUUUUGUAACAUAUCUUUUUUUAAAUCAUUGAUUUAUCUUUCUCUUGCUCUCUCUCUCAGCACCUUAUGCGGACCGUGUCAUUAGGUCUGAUGGGAUGCUGAGGUUCACUAAGGUGAUAAGCAAAGAUAAUGGGGAGUAUAGCUGCGAGGUGUCUGGCAAUCAACAGUUUGGGCAGGUCAACAUAAAGCUCACUGUUUUAGGUAAGGAGAGUCUUAUCAUCGAACUGUUGUGCAACAUAUCUAUCAUUUUGAGGUGAAUUAUUAUUAUUAUUGAACAGAGCUAGACACUGCUUUGAGGGAAUAUCUCUGUGGGACUAUAUGAAUCCCAGUGUGAGAAACUGAUUGUCUGUAAAUGUUAUACACACAGGAUAGAAACUACCUUGCAAUCGGCUGCAGACAGUUUCAUGUUGUCACAAUACUAUGACCAUAUGAGUGAAUUGAUCCGUGAUACCAUGACCAUAAGAUGUAAAUUAUAAAAUAAGAAAAGAUAGUACUUUAUUCAUUCACCAAAGGGGAAAUGUGAUUGCACCAGCCAAUACAAAUAACACAGAUAAAUACACAACAAACACACAGACCGUAAGAACUUCAUGUAAAAACAAACAGACGCAACAGCUAGCUGGUUGCUGAGUCGCUAAAACAGGAUAGCGCCGCUCUGCUCUCACUCUCUGCUACCUCUUACAUCCUCCUGCAGUACCUCCAUCCGUGCCCAUGUGUAGGAUCCCGACCUCUGUGACGACGGGGCAUAGCGUGCUACUGUCCUGUCACGAUGCACAGGGGUCUCCUUCCCCCACCUACAAGUGGUACAAGGACAAGAUCCCCCUUCCUGAGGACCCCAGCAAGUUCCCUGCCUUCAAGAACUACACCUACAAGAUCAAUCCUCUCAAUGGCAACCUGGUCAGUGCUGCUGAAUCCUCCUCACCUGGGUCAUAUUCAUUAGGGCACACUGUAGCAAACUAUUUUGCAAUAUACAACAACAACGAGUUUAUUUUAUUAAUUUUUGGAGCCUAAUUAGUAUAACCCAGGUCCCAGAUGUGUUUGUGCUGUAUGGUCAACUCGGCAAGCUAAAGGCGUCAGCAUGCUUCAGUUCGGCUGGCGCCUAGCCAAACUCAGCUAGGCGGAACUAACGGGCGUGCUCACACACUCUUUGCUUGAAAAACUUUAAAAAAGCAGCAAUAGUUCUUUGUCCGUUUUUAGACGCCUCAAAAUAGUCCAAAUUAAUCUUAAGGUAACUCAAGACAGCUGUCAUAAAUGUUGACGUUUUUACUGAGGAGAUCUUAAUCGUGCAAUCUUACUAAUAUGUUUGGUACAGUAUUUCUCAAGUGAAAUGUUUUGCAUGAAAAUGAUUUAUUCUCCAAUUGAAUGACAACAAACACUUAAUUGAAGAAUCCCUACUGUUGAUCAAUCACUGACAAAGGGGCGUUGACUUCGGCUGAUGACUUCGGCUUGCCUCAAAUUUAUUUUGUGUGGACAAACAACCGGAAAGAAAACCGUCCGAAGACCAAAAUGUCAUCAUAUGCACGAACUGUUUCGGCUGGGAAGCAUGCGAACGCCCUUAACACAGCAGUACUGUGUGGUAACUUCACAGCUCUCUCUCGUUUCAGUUGUUCACCCUGUAUUUUAUAUCAGUGAUUGUAAACAUCUCCAUAUCUCUGCUGCAGGAGUUUCCCUCUGCUUCGUUGACGGAUACAGGAGACUACAGCUGUGAAGCUAUGAACGAUGCCGGCCCUGUUCAACGCUGUCAAGCAGUGAGGAUGGACGUCCGUAAGUGCCCUUUGCUUUCUAUGGGGAAAAGCCCAUUGCACACUAGCCUGGGCUACACAGGUGAUAACAAUCCCCAAAAAAUGUUUUACCAGAGUUAAAAACAAUAUAGAAUUGUUUGGCUAACUUAUUUACUGGGCCAUCAACUUAAUGUAAAACACUAUGGUUUGGUGGGAAGCUUACUGACAAAUAAAAAAUAUAGGAAGGCGAUAAACGAAGGUGUUUGCUGCACUGAAAUGUAGGUCAUACCACACAUAGGCAGGGCUCUAAAAUGCCACCGGUUGCAUAUGCUCCUAAAUAUUUUACUGUGCGGCUUGGAAUGUUUUUGGUGGAGCACUAGUGGUCCUCGUAAAAAAAAGAUCUGCCAGAUAAUUGUUUUAAUGAUUAGGCUUCACUGUUCCCGAGUGCCCUAGAGAAAAGCAAGUGGUGUUUGUACCAUUACUACAGAGAAAACAGCUUGUCUCUAGCCUAAACCAUUUUAAAGGUUGUGACCAUGUUACCGGUGCUACGUUUUUCCCCUACUACUGCGCAUUGGCGCUGUGGCUGGAUGCAUCUCAGUUGACGGGGUGCAUUUUACAUUCAGAAACCAUGUUGCGGGCCGUUAAAGGCUGUAUCUCAAUCAAUAAAAAAAAAACAUUAUCUGUUGUUCCUAAAUUGUAUUAAGUGCCCUGCACAUAUGUAAACCUAGUCAAUCCUCCGACCUGUUCAGGUCUGUAGACUGCAACCAUUUAGUCGCAUUUUGACACCCUUUGACUUGCUGUUGCAGCAGAGUCACAUGAUAUAACCUGUAAACCUCAAAUGUUGCCAUGCUGGUUGGGUUGGUAGUGGAUGUUGCCGAACAAGCUUUUUGAAAUCAUAAACGGUGCUAGUAGGUGCUUGGCUAUUUACUAGACUAGAAAGAACGUGAGGCUUUAAGUAUCUAAUACAGCUUAUCAGUUACACACAUUGUUUUCAUCAAUCAAAUGUAUUUCUAAAGCCUUAUUUUACAUCAGCAGUUUUCAAAGUGCUUUUACACUAAUCUGGUCUAGAUGUGUUAUUUGCUUGGACCUUUAUUGCAUACAGAACACAAGGACAAUGUUGUUCAACUGAACCUGAGAUAUUGAAACUAUUUCACUCUCCCAUUUUGACUUUGUCGUUUAGAAAUGUGAGCCAGGGUAACGCAUCUCAUUUCCCUCCCUCUCUCGCUCUCUCACGCUCUCGCUCUCUCUCUCUCUAGGCAACAUCAACACUGGAGGUAUUGUUGCCGGGGUGAUUGUGGCUCUCCUAGCCCUGGCACUGCUGGGCUUCGGACUGUGGUACGCCAACCGCAAAGGAUACCUGCCCAGUGAGUUUACAUCCCCUAUUCACCCUAGCGACUCCUCGUCCUGUAUUCAUAAAGCGUCUAGUAGGAGUGCUGAUCUAGGAUCCGAUUGACCUUUUCGAUGAUAAUGAAUGAGAUUACUUGGACAGAGGGAACCUGAUCUUUGAUCUGUACUCCUACUUUAAGACAAUUUAUAAAUACAGGGCCAGAUCAGUGACUGAUAACUUGCAGUUCAUAAUGUCUAAUUCUAUUUUUUAUUUAUUUUGCCCUUACAGAAAAGAGUGAAAGGUAACUGAUUACUUUCUGUCUACUCUGUCUUUUAUGUUCUUGUUAAUGCAUGACUUAGCAGAUUGGUUUUACAUUGCCAGAGUUUCAUAUUACAGCUAUGUCCCUCUCUGGUUGCCCUGUGGCUGAGGGCUUACAGUAGUUUGGAUGUUUUCCAAUUGUGUUAUAUGUACAGUUUACAUCAAUGUUUUGUGAUAACAUUUCCUUGCACAUCUUACAAACAGUAAAUAAUACAACAGUAUAGUACACUAUAAAGUAGUUGAUAGCUAUAAAGAUAUUUCUGUUGGCUCAUAUGUUGUUUCUCUUACAGCAAACCCAAACCCUCAGUGGUCUACCAGCCAACAUCUGAGUACGGCGAUGAAGGGGAUGUAUGUUUCAUCUGUAUUUUUCCACUUAUUAAUAGUCUGAGGCUUUUGUUUUUUUGGCCUUUCAUUUCCGUAGGAUUUCUUCCAUCUCUCUCUCUUAUGUUUGUGUAGUUUUUUUUGCAAGCAGAAAAUAUUAUUGAAAAUAACAGAAAAUAAUAUUUGUCUAUUUAGGAGGAACUCUCAGCUGCUGAAAAUCAUUUGUAUAUGCUUAGUUUGCUUAGUUUGCUCUCAUAAGAAAAUUCUGUUUUUGAUAAACAAAACCCGUUGCAUCCCUUUUAUUAUGUGGUUUGGUUGUCAGGGAAAUGUUUUUGACUGAGUUCCCUUUCCUGUAAAUUGUAAUAUGGCAUUUAGCAGAUUAUUUGAUCCAAAGCGACAUAGUCAUGCGUGCAUACAUUUUACUUAUGGGUGGUUUCGGGAAUCGAAUCCACUAUCCUGGCGUUGCAAGCACCAUGCUCUAUCAACUGAGUUACAGUGGACCACAUACAGUACCACCUCUAAAGAGAUAAUGGCUGCUGUUCUUUUGGUCCUUUUGUAUUCCAGUGAAAUGGUGUAGCCUCGUUUCUUAACUGCAAUCUUCUGUCUGUUUCAGGGGGAAUUCAGACAGAAGUCUUCCUUCGUGGUAUAGCCAGGGCAUGCAACACAUGUCCAGGAUAUACCCAGGAGUCUACAGCAACAACAGUGGCUAUGGGUGCGUCCCAAUAACAUCUCCCCUUUCUCCUGAAGUGUGCUGUCAUUAACUACUUCCCACAAAUCUCAAAGCUUUGGGUUGUUGGAGGCAUGGGUUAGUGGGAGUUUCCACCGUAUUUCUUAUACCAGUCAUUUUCUUUCAAAUCAGUGAAGGGAAGUGCACAAGUGCACACUUUGGGGGGAAGAAGAUAUAAUUGGGACAUUGCCUAUAGAUGACAAUACCACUGCCCCUUUUACCUAGUCGCUGUGGAUAUGUGUGAAUUGGUGUGGUUUGAUUUUCUUUUCUUUUUUUAUUCCAUCUGUUUAUAAAAAUGUCCAUUUUGGAAUAUUUCUCUAACUGGCAGUUACCUACAUCUGCACUAUUUUGUGUUGACUGUGUGUAUAGAUUAGAAAAAGUACUUCCAUUUAUACUUUAUUUUUCAAGUGCCUCCAUUUUGUGAAAGAAACCUCACAUGCAAGGGGAAAAAAACUGGAAAUUAAUUAAUGAAAUAUUCAACACUGGCCAUUAAUUUUCUAAUCCCAUUAGAACAUGCCUUCUUGUAUGCCUUGCUUUCUUUAUGGCUUUUUAAAGAUGCGUCUCAAAUUGCACCAUAUUCCCUAUAUAGUGCA